Molecule: messenger RNA, 586 nt
Organism: Eutrema salsugineum
Lineage: Eukaryota; Viridiplantae; Streptophyta; Magnoliopsida; Brassicales; Brassicaceae
Product: transcription factor CPC
Exons: 3
Coding region: 182-457 (91 amino acids)
Biological process (GO): cell differentiation
Cellular component (GO): nucleus
Molecular function (GO): transcription cis-regulatory region binding
Source: RefSeq, a predicted model, not a curated record
CCCCUCUCUCGCUCUUUCUUUCGAGGAACCGAAGUAACCAAAAAAAAAAAAGAAAAGAAAAGCCAAGGCGUCGUGUGUUAUUCUCUCCGUGCUUCUUUCUCGAGAUUUAUUCUCUGUGUGUUCGUGUCAUCGACACAGAUUAGUUGAUCUUUAAUUUCUUUUUCUGGACAAGACGGAAAAAAUGGAUAAACGACGCCGGAGACAGAGCAAAGCCAAGGCGUCUUGUUCCGAAGAAGUGAGCAGCAUCGAAUGGGAAGCUGUGAAGAUGUCAGAGGAAGAAGAAGAUCUCAUUUCUCGGAUGUAUAAACUCGUCGGCGACAGGUGGGAGUUGAUCGCCGGAAGGAUCCCGGGACGGACGCCGGAGGAGAUAGAAAGAUAUUGGCUGAUGAAACACGGCGUCGUAUUUGCCAACAGAGAAGAGAAUUUGUUAGGAGAUGAUGCUUAUUUUUCAAAAUGAAAAAAUAUUUUCCUCUCCAUAACCAUAAUCCACAAGACAAAGAAAAAGGAAAAGGACCUGUCCUUGAACUAUAUUUUGGAAUGUAUAAUUAUCCAUAUAUAUAAAAUUGCUUAGGAGUUUCAAUUUCUU